Molecule: messenger RNA, 11060 nt
Organism: Patella vulgata (common limpet)
Lineage: Eukaryota; Metazoa; Mollusca; Gastropoda; Patellidae
Exons: 11
Coding region: 347-2728 (793 amino acids)
Source: RefSeq, a predicted model, not a curated record
ACGCCAUUUUGUUUGUUGGCUAUUUAGACUCGAAUAACAAGACAGGGUUAGGGUUAGGGCUAGCCCUGUCUACAUCUUUAGACUAUGACGAAAUCUACAGGUCCUAGCCCUUACCCUAACCCUUAUCCUAACCACAAUCCACAUAUGACGUCAUUCGAACCUAAAUAGUCAACAAACAAAAUGGCGUCAAAAUCGGAUAAAUUUAUCUCUUAUAGAAGCUAAACUACGGUAAAAUAAAAAAGUUAUUGACCGGAUUUGGCUGAAAUUUCGUGUGAGGUCAUGGCUAGUCCCCGUGAACACCCCCUGAAAAUUUCAAGUCUCUACGAUCACAGGAACUGGUAGAGGAAUGGAUGUUGAUCUUGGUUUAUUUGAAAGAAUACAAAAAAAGAGACAACAGAAUAGGGAUGCAAAUGAUAUACCAACAUCACAUGAGCAUAAUUGUGGAGAUAUUGUGAGGAAUAGAAUUGUUAAUCUAGAUGUUUCUAGCAGUCCAGAGCCAUGCCAUUUAAUUCCCAAAGAAGAUCAGUUAUUUGCACAUGACACACUAAGCCCAAAAUUUUCCAAAAUAGUGAAGAAAAUAAGUAGCAAUGGAAGAAUUCGGAAUGCAGAAAAAAUACCAAACUCUAGGCAGAAAAAAGGUUUAAAAAAAAAUUAUAAUCCCAAAUUAACACCAGGAUUAGAUUCCAUGACUGUGGGAAGGUCAAACACUCCAAUUUUAGACAAUAAAGACCAUGAAAACUGUAUGGAAACUGCUGCUAAUAUCUUGAAAACUAUUGGUGGUAAAUAUGUCUACAACGCCGACAGAUGUUGUGAAACUGUUGGUGAAACUGUUACUCAAGAAUGUCGCCAUGAGGAUAAGAAACAGGGAGAUGCCUUAGAAAGAUUAAAAAUCGUGCGCGAAAAAAGGAAGUCUCGAGGUGAAAUGUCACCAGAAAAACCAGAUGUCAGUAAUAAAUUUCCUCGAUAUAAUUCUGGGUUUUUAGGUUGGCCGUCAGAAUCAGAAUCUUCUAGUGAGGGUGAAGAUUUCAUUCCAUUAAGAUCUGUUUUACCAAAAUCAAAGGCAUCGGCUAGUUCUAUGAAUGUAACCAGUAAUAGUUUUAAAUCUAAGCACAAUAGCACCAACUAUUCUAAUUUCAAGUCUAGUGUAUUUGAAGUGAAUACCAACUGUGAAUCUGGUGUAAGGAAAGUCAAACCAAAAAUGUUGAAACGAGUCCUUUCUCUUAACAAUAGCUGUGAUAAAUCACAAUAUCCUUUCUCUGAUUCAAUACAAAAUUUACCUUGUGAUAAGAACGGAAAAAUUAUAGGUUCAGGAUCUUUAAAAAAUCAUCAAAUUAGUACACAUAAAGAAAUUGAUGCAGAAAUUCUUCCGACUACAAAUUCAACAGCAAGUGGUGCCAUAACAAAAAUCAAAACAUCUGGAAAGGGAAGGGUGAAAGCAAAAAUUUCAGGAAGUCCUAGUACUGCUUUAAUUCACCCAGCAUCGAAUUGCGAUGACAUAUUUUCAUCACCAUUUUUGUAUACAGAAAACAAGUGUGUUCCGAGUUUGAAUAAAAAUAAAAGUUCAUCCCCAGCUCUGACAGAGCGAAUUAAUACGAUUCCACAAAUGCAUUCUCAAAGAUUACAUGAUAAUUUGAAACAACAGCAGACAUUUCCCAAACUUUCCACAUCAACAGAGUCAGGGAAUCUAAGUUCUGGGGAUGUUUCUGCUUCCCACACACCUCGUAUUGAUUCACCAGAUUUAAUUUUGCUUGGUAUUUCUCCACCAAACUUAACAGCCACUCAGCGUCGAGGUAAACAACAGAGAACAGGAACAAGAGCAGCUGACCUGCGAAAUCAUAGAGCUACAAGACAGACCGGUAGAAGAAUAAAUAAUAUACCAGCUGAAGCCCAUGUUGAUGAUGCUGUACAGGUAAUACAACAGAUAACUACUGAUGAAGAUUAUGCUAGAAAAUUACAGGAGGAAAUGGAUAAAGAAUUUGCCGUUUCAUUGGUACAAGGUCAGGGUUACCAUGACACAACUCCAGUGCCUGCACCAAUAUCACAACCAUUCCCUACAGAUCCUACAAACAGGCGUAAUCUAGAUUUUCUACAUGUUAAUAAUUUAAACUUUGGACCUCACCACUGGCAUUCUCCACCCAGAAGGAGAGCAGCUCAUAAUGCUCGUGCUGCUGCUGUUGUGCGAAAUAGAAGACUAGCAACGACUGCUGAUAUGCAUGUUGAUAUCGACAUGAUCGAUGGUGCAAGUGAUGGAUUUAACGCAAAUUAUGGGGUAAAUUUAUUGAAUCCAAGAUAUGUGGGAGCAAGUAAUGCGUUAGAAAUGAUGGAGAGUCAUUUGAUGGCUUUAUUAGAAGAUAAUACACCGCCUAGAAGAGGUAGAAGACGUGGUAACAGACGUAAUCCUCGAUCAUAUGGCACAGGCUUUUACUCUCCUGUUGGUGAUGGUAAUGAUUAUGAGACAUUAUUACAACUAGCUGAAGAGUUAGGAGAUGUGCAACAGAAAGGUAUUUGUGAUGGAAAGAUUAAUAGAUUACCUGUUAAACAGUAUAAAACUUCAGAUAAAUCUUCCACAGAUCCUGAAGAUUGUUCUAUAUGCAUGUGUGAAUAUGAAGAAGAUGAGAAUCUUCGUAUUUUACCAUGUUUUCAUAGAUUUCAUGCUAGAUGUGUUGAUAAGUGGUUACAAAAUAAUGCCUCCUGUCCAGUUUGCCGUGUCCAGGUUAAACUAGAGUGAUACCGUACUUCAGUUUGAUGUCAAUGAUACAUUUUUCCUAUACAAAUUUAUUGAACAUAUGAAUGGUUUUUAUACAUCAAAUAUUGUGUACUAUUUUAUUACAUGAACAAGAUUGUAUUACAUGUAUGUGUGUGUUAUGGUGAUUGUUAUAAAAUGGCUAAUCUGUUUAGUUUUAAAUACAUUUAAGCGGCGUUUACACUAUACAAUCAAUCCAUACAACCGUCGGAUGCAACCGUCGCAUCCGACCAACUGAUCAGACAAAUGGUCGGAUGGACGGCUUAUUGCAUGGAUAGGAUCAGUUCUAUUCUCAUCCGACCAACUCAUGCAAUAGCCAAUCAAAGUGCGUUAUAUUAGACAACGUCAUACGCCGUAUGGCGUCAUAUCUGACUUGGCAACCAGAAUUCCUGAUUAAAGAUGUCUUCUUCUGUCGCUUCGAGUACUUUGAUGUCCUCUAAAAUGGAUCUAAACCUAUCCUGGACUGAAUUAGAAAAUCUAAUAACUCUGUAUAGGAAGCAAGGUCUUUGUUGAAUCCCCGGCAUCAACACUACACGAAGACGGGGGUGAGAAGUGUCGUCUUACUGCCAUUUUAUUCAGUUACUAAGAAGGAAUAAAUGUUGCCAUACAACGACUAGAACCAUUGUAUCGUGUAAACAGUCGUCCAAUAUGUUGCAUCCAACAGUUGUAUGGAUUGAUUGUAUUGUGUAAAUGCCGCUUAACACAUACAAAGUACAAGACUUUUACUAAUGCUGUAAUUAUUACAAAGGAUAUUCGCUACCCGGGUGGCAUAGAGUAAUUCCCCACCCGUUUUCAUUAUUAGCCACCCAUUUUGUUUGAAAAAUUGAUAUUCUUUGUCCUUUCAUGAUGUCUGGUUGAAGGGUAAUGCUACCAAACACUUAAAAUAGCUUAACUUUAUCCUUAAAUAUGAACAGACAUAAUUUUCUGCAGUAAAAAUGCAAAAAUGGCUCAUUUCAUAUAAAGUGAGCCAUCAUGACCAAAAAUUAAAUUAAUUCUGAUAGACGUGAAUUGUAAAUUUUAUGAUGCUAGAACACCCCUUGACCCUUGUUUAAUUCUACCACAAAUUUAGAGAUACAUUAUUGGAGAUAAGAUAAAGAGAUGGCAGUUCUCGCUAUAAUAGUUAAAAUCUAGAUAGUGUAAAGGUAAUUUGCUGAAAAUUUCAGUCAAAUUGAUCCACUAUGAGCCGAGAAUGAAGUGGGUGAAAUUUUCGCAUAGUUUCGGUCAUCAUUUCUAAAAGCAUUAAUAUAAACGGCAUAGUCUCGAUUAUCCACUGUUUUGAUAUAGGAAUCUAAUCCAGCCAAUAUCGAAGGCUAGCCUUGACAUCGAGAGUUUAUUAUGGUCUGGAUAAGUUAAUUAAUGUCUAAUUGAUAAUUUAGAUAACAUUUCAGGCCUAAAGAAAGAAUUGUAAUAAGCAGAUUUUGCUCUUGCAUAAUGUAUGUUUAAGACACCUGUUUGAAAUAAUUUGUAAAAGAAAUGUUGUAAUUUCACCUAUUCAUUACUCAAUACAUUUUUACAAAGCAGAAAUGUGCCUGUCAAUAUUUUAUGUCAAAGAAUAGCACCCAAACUUAAAUAAAUAUAUGUACUGUUGCACUAAACUUUGCUUAUUCCUCUGUAACUUAUGUGACAGAUUUAUAUACUUUAAUGCUUUCAUGUUCACAUGGUUUACAAUAAUUUUAUAAAAAUGUGUUAACAAUACACUGUAUCUAAUUUUAAUGUUUAGUUCUUGAAUGAAGUAAGUCUGAUUUAAUCAUUUUUAUACGCCCACAUUUUCACGUGGACGUAUUAUGCCGUCGCCCCUGUCCGUCCGUCCACAAUUGUUUGUGGACUCUCUACAGGUCACAAUUCUUAUCCGAUUUUGAUGAAAUUUGAAAUAUAGGUUUAUCCCCAAAAGAUCUUGACUGCUUUCGAUAUUGGCAUGUAUCGGAUCAACACUUCAUGGAUUAUGGUCCCUGAUUGUACGAAAAAUCACGUUUUUAGCUUGUGGACCCUAUAGAGGUCACAAUGUUUAUCUGAUUUUGUUGAAACUUGAAAUGUAAGUUUAUAACCCAAAGAUCUCGGUUCCUUUCGAUAUUCGUGCAUAUCGGACCGUAACUUCCUCAAUUAUGGCCCCUGAUUGUAUGAAAAAUCGCGUUUUUAGCUUGUGGACAUAAUUUUUAUCCGAUUUAAAAAAAACGUAUUAUUAUAUCACCGUUACACCCUAAGGACGGCUGAGUACGAAUUUCGUGAAAACCGGCCCAAAACAGACAGACAAAAUGGCCGCCCUUCGUUCUCAAAUAGCGUAAAAAUAUGGUAUGUCAAGGUUGUGGACGCUAUAGAGGUCACAAUUUUUAUCCGAUUUUGUUGAAACUUGAAAUGUAAGUUUAUAACCCAAAGAUCUUGGUUCCUUUGAAUAUUUGUGCAUAUCGGACCGUAACUUCCUGAAUUAUGGCCCCUGAUGGUACGAAAAAUCGCAUUUUUAGCUUGUGGACCCUAUAGAGGUCUUAAUUUUUAUCCGAUUUAAAAAAUGUAUUAUUAUAUCAGCGUUACACCCUAAGGAUGCCUGAGUUCGAAUUUCGUGAAAAUCGGCCCAAAACUGACAGACAAAAUGGCCGCCCCUCGUUCUCAAAUAGCGUAAAAAUAUGGUAUACCAAGGGUCCUGAAUUAUGGCCCCUGAUUGUACGAAAAAUUGCAUUUUAGCUUGUUCUGUAUUCAUCUCUUGAAAAUGUGGGCGUAUCCUAUGGUAUAUGGUACUGGCUAAUGCAACGCUUCAAUCAUCCUUUGAUACCAGUAGCUUCAAAAAAGCAAAAAAAAAAAAAUGUUAUGGACUUUGUGUUUUUGUUGAUAUCUUUUUGCCCAAAACAUAAUAAACUAAUAAAAUAACAUUUACUAUUGGAUUCAACAAAAAAAAUCAGAUUUACAUUGUACAAUGAUAUGCACCCCCCCCCCCCCCAAAUUUACCAACAUUCCCCCCACUCUGCAGCAAGAAUCUUUGCCCUUACAGUACUGCACAAUAUAUCUGUUUUUAAAUUCGGGAGACACUCAAUUAGAAUACAUAAUGAGAUGGGUAUUUACAUGUACAUGUAUAGGGUCAAUUUAUCAUUUUCAAAGAUUUGAGACUUUAUUGAAUUUCUUCUUUUUUUUUUCAACACAUACUUUUGAUACAGUAUUGUAGAAAGUCAUUGAAUUUUAGUUGUAUUAAGAUCUCCCUCCAAUGAUGCAGAUUUUCUAACUUCAUCAUAAGAGGUCUAUUAGUAGCCUAUUAGCAAUGAUUUAGUUAUAAAGAUUUUACCAAUAUACAUGUAUUGACAUCUCCAGCAAUGACGAAUGAAAUGGUUGUUGUUAAAGAUGAUGUGUAAAUAAAGAAAUGUAAAUUUACUAUUUACAGGUAUAAUGACUUUCAACAAUAUAGAAGUUUCUAUUACUGUAGUAAUAAAACACAUAAUGUCUCAAUUUUUGAAAAAAAUGAUAAAUGGAAUCUAGCCUUUAGAUUAUGGUGUUGGUGCCAAUAAUGCACCCCUAUGUAAAAUGUUUGUUAUACAUGUUUCAGAAGAAGAUACCAAAGAAAAUAAACCUCUUAGAUUGUAUUUUGGUAGGGGUUACUGAUAACUUAAUUAUAAUAUGAAGUUCCUAAAAACAAUCUUAAAAAAAUGCAAGAGAAUCAAUUUAAGCUUUUAUUUCACACAUGCGUAACUUAUGUGACAAACCCAUGUAACUUACGUGACGGUAUAAUUUGGUUUACACCAGUAAAUGUAUUCAUAAAUUUUUUUUGCUGUUGCUGAAUUGCAAAAUGGAAUGAAUAUUCUUUCAUAUUAUAUUUAAAAUAAUUUAGUCAUGUUUCACCAAUCACAGAAUUUUCAAUGCAAAAUGUCAAGUUAUGUUUAUUUAAAGGGCCAAUCUCGAUUAUAUUUUGGAUAAUAAAACUACUUAAACAUACAUUAUGCAUGAGCAAAAUCGGCCUAUUGUAGGUCUUUCUUUAGGCCUGAAAUGUUAUAAAAACUAUUAAUUAGACAUUAAUUAACUUAUCCAGACCAUAAUCAGGCUUGCCUGCGAUAUUUGUUGGAUUACAGUCCGAUUUGCUGCAAAACUUUCCUUCGUGAUUAACGAUUAAAUGGAUAAUCAAGACUAUUAGUUUUGUCUUAUCGUCUUCAGUAAUGAUGAUCGAGGCUAAGCGGAACUUUCAUCCGCUUGGUUCUCGGUUCAUAGUGGAUCAAUUUGACUGAAAUUUUCAGCAAGUUGCCUUUACAUUAUGUAGUUUUUAACUAUUAUAGUGAGAACUGCCAACUCGUUAUCUAAUCUCCCAUAAUGUAUCUUUAAUUUUGUGUGAAAAGCCCUUAAAGGGCUAAUCCCGAUAAUUUUUUAGAGAAUAAAACUGUUUAAUUUUGUUUUAAAAUUCUUUAAAGUUCUCUUCCUAAGGGCCGAGCAACUAACUCAAUAUUUUCAAAUAACUGAAACCCGUCAGUCUUCAUUUGUUAAUGGAGACCAGUGUCCCAAGUUGUAUUAUGCGGUGUCUAGAUAAAACCAGACAUUUUUUGUAUAAAAAUAAUGUGUAGGUGACAUUUGCCUUUCGUUAUCAAGUACAGCAUUUGGUUCAUUCACUGUAUAGACCUUUAAAGGAACGGCAAUCGAUUAUCAGGUCUCCCAGCGAAAGAAUUAACCCGAAAUCUUAAAAGGGUUACGUGUCCGGAUAAGCAGUUUUGACGGUCACGUCCAUACCGCGCUGAAAUUUUGAGACAAGGUAAAUACACCAUUCCUCUAUAUUUUGGCUCUUAAAUUUCAUACAUACUCAGACUUUUAUUUUUGAGACUCUGUUCAAGUAAGGGAUAGUCCGUUUAAAAUCCUCUACCUUAGGGCCGAACAACUACAUAACUCAAUAUACGUGAUACGUUUUCAAACAACUUAAAUCCGUCAGUCUUCAUCUGGAAAUACAGACCGGUAUCCAAAACUGUAUUAUGCGGUGUCUGGGUAAAACCUGAUUUUUAUUUUAUAAAAAUAAUGAGUAGGUGAAAUUUAACUUUCGUUAUUAAGCAGAGCAUGUGGGUUAUGCAUUGUAUAGAUCUCUAAAGGAAAGGCAAUAGAAUAGAUUAUCAGGUCACCCAACGAAAAAAUUGACCUGAAAUCUUAAAAGGGUUACCUCUCCAGUUAAAGGGCCAAUCCCGAUAAUAUUUUUGAGACUAAAACUGUUAAUUGUGUUAAAAUCCUCUACCUUAGGGCCGAGCAACUAACUCAACAUAUGUGAUACAUUUUCAAACAACUUAAGCCCGUCAGUCUUCAUCUGGAAAUGGAAACCGGUGUCCCAAGCUGUAUUAUGUGGUGUCUGGAUAAAACCAGACUUUUUUUUAUAAGAAUAAUGUGUAGGUGAAAUUUACUUUUCGUUAUGAAGUACAGCACAUGGGUCAUUCAUUGUAUAGAUCUCUAAAAAAAGGGAAUUGAUUAUCAGGUCAUCCAACGAAAAAAUUGACCCGAAAUCUUAAAAAGGUUACGUGUCCGGAUAACCAGUUUUGACGUUCAUGUCCAAAUGACUCAAUAUUGUGAGUUGAAAUUUUGAGACAACGUAAAUACACCACUCCUCUAUAUUUUGGCGGUUAAAUUUCAUACGUACUCAGACUUUUAUUUUUGACGUUCACAUCCAAAUGACUCAAUAUUUUGAGCUGAAAUUUUGAAACAAGGUAAAUUACACGAUUCCUCUAUAUUUUAAAUUGGCGCUUAAAAUCGGGAUGGUCCUUUAAUUAAAUUUUUUUGCUUAAAAACAUUGUGUUAAAUUGUGGGAAAACCACCUGCUUUAAAGUUUUGAUAAUUAUUAAUUUUCAAAAUUGACAGGAUUGAGAUAUUCUGAUGCAUUUAAAUAUUGAUUUAAUUGAUAUCACGCAAUUUUACAGAGCUAAAAACUGCUCCGUAAUAUAACUUACGUGACGUCAAAUGGGCCAAAUAACUUCACCACAAAUACUCAUUGAAACAUUGCCAUUGAAUGGCUAUUUAUUAGUCUCGGUCACCCGGAAUAUCCUAGUCUUCAACGUACGUAUUUGAUGAAAAGUUCAUUGCCUGUGCGUAACAGAGAGUUCGUUUUUUAAUGUCAGUUGAUUACAUAGAGCUAUCGAGUCCGCACUGAUCACGUGACAGCGUGCCGACACGGGGCCAUGUCCGCCAUGUUAAUUCCCGGGAGUUGACGCUGACGACCAUUAGAUCUUUUAAAUCGUGUUUUAUAAUCAAUAUGCCAGAAAGUUGCUGCUGUUUUGGCUGCUCAAACACCCGAAAAAGGGGUAGUGGAAUAGCGUUUCAUAGGUUAGAUUGAUUUAUCAACUGUACCUGUCAAAAAUCGGUCCAUUCUUCUAGUUCUAGCACUUGGUUAGGACCAAGCUCAGUCCCUCCAAGUCCAAUGUAAACGUCAAUACUCAAUAACAAUCGAAUUAAUGUCAUUAAUAUGAUGUGAAGACCUAAUCUAAAAGUCAUUUUAAAAUAAAAGAAACCCUUUUUUACUACUAAAUCUUUAUAAGAAACUUAAGAUAUAUAAUAAAUGUUCAUGUCAUAAUAUUUUGCGAAACACAAACAAGUUCAGCUGAACAAGCGAAAACAAACAAAUUAGCCCAAUGAAGAAUGAAAAGGGGUUUAACGUCCUAGCGGGAUAAUGAAGACGGUCAUACGCCAUACGGUGUGCUCUAAGAGAAAUUUUGCCCGGACAGCAAUUGAAUUCCAACUGGCAAGGGUUCUUUACGUGCACGCCAAGGUGUAGGCCUACGGGACCUCGGUUUUCCGUCCCAUCCGAAUGAGACGCUGUCUCUGCAAUGCUCCCCGAAAACAAACACACUCAUUACUCAACCUUUCUAUAUAUAGAAACUAGAGUCCGCACUGAUCACGUGACAGCGUGCCGACAUGGGGCCUUGUCCUCCAUGUUAGUUCUGUGGAGUUGACGCUGACGACCAUUAGAUCUUUUAAAUCGUUUUUUAUAAUCAAUAUGCCAGAAAGUUGCUGCUGUUUUGGCUGCUCAAACUCCCGAAAAAAUAGUUGUGGAAUAGCGUUUCAUAGGUUAGAUUGAUUUAUCAACUGUACCUAUCAAAAAUCGGUCCAUUCUUCUAGUUCUAGCACUGGGUUAAGGUCAAGCUCAGUCCAAUGUAAACGUCAAUACUCAAUAACAAUCAAAUUAAUGUCAUUAAUAUGAUGUGAAAACCUAAUCUAAAAGUCAUUUUAAAAUAAAAGAAACCCUCUUUUACUACUAAAUCUUUAUAAGAAACUUAAGAUACAGUAGAACUUGCUCGGGCGUGCACUCCUAAUCAGCGAACACUUGCUUCAACGAGCACCAAAAAAUCCCCCCGAGCGAUUUUUCAGUAAUUUAACCCCUACUAAACACGCACCUGUUCAACGCGUGCAACGGGCAUCACGAUUAAUUCCCCUCGUAAAAAUUCUACUGUUUCAACGGUCACUAUUUUACUAAUAAAUUCAACAAAACAUUCAACGGUCAUUGUUGAAUGAUACCAUCUUGUCGUUCUUUCUUUGUAACAUGCCCGCUAAUCCCGUGAGUAGUAGUUAAUUAACUGGACCCCCACUGAUCAGGUAAAAAGAAAUGUAAAAAUAACAAUCAACCCGGGAUUAUCUGUUUAUUAAUCUUUUGUUUUAUUAAACGACUAACCUGAUCAUUGUUUUCACGCGUAACGACACAUUAUUUGAUACUGAUUGAAUAAAAUAAAAGUACCAAGUUUUAUCACGAUCAUCUAGUAUCUCUUUUCCAUUGCCACUUUGUUGUUAAACAGACGUUUUAGCUCCCCCUAUAAUAUUACAUAAAGAGUUACACCCCCAGUAAAUCGGUGAUAAAAUCAGCGAUGGUUUUUUGUUCAUGUGCUUUUUUGAUAAAAUAAAAUUAAUUCAUCUAUUUUCUUCACAAAAAUGGAUGAAUAUUAUCGAAUGCAUCACAAUGGUAGACAGUAGUAUCGAAGGUUGGUACAAAAUGACAAGUUUACAGAAGUUAUGUUCGAGAUUUGAGUAACUAAUUUUCGUUAGGCGCAAGAUUCAGCGACGGUCAAAUUUAUCGAUGCAAGUAUUGAUGUUCGCUCCCAAUGCACCCAAGCGUAAUUAAUUUAUGUCAGCACAAAAAGCACCGAGAUUUUAUUAAGUGGUCGCGUAAUCGCUAAAAUAGUUGGGGUUGGAAAUCAUCAAAUUCACGGCAUUUUGAAACGCUUUUAGACGCUAUGAUUCAGUAUGAUGAAAGUAAAAAGAAAUAUUGGGGGCGAGAGAUCCAGUAUUACUUAACAAACAUGUAUACGCGACUACUUUGAAUUCACAACUAGAUAAAAAAAAGUACAUGUAUUGUUAUUGUUAUACUACAUGAAUAAAAAAUAUAUGCAAUCUA